Molecule: messenger RNA, 534 nt
Organism: Parnassius apollo (apollo)
Lineage: Eukaryota; Metazoa; Arthropoda; Insecta; Lepidoptera; Papilionidae
Source: the annotation of a GenBank genome assembly
AUGAAAGAAAGACCGACUAUAUGUCCAAUUCCAACAAUACCAGCUUUUGAUGACGACAACGCUAACGAAGAAGAGAAUAUUGCUCAGUCACCUGAAGUUGGGCAACAAACGACUGACACACCGCCGUCUACACCUGAGGUUCGUCAACAAAUGGCUGGUACAUUGCUAACUACACCAUCACCAACUACAACUGAAAACUACCCUCAGCCAAAGCGCACUAAACGAGGCCAAAAACAAACUGAGGAAACACCUAGCACAGUACUAAUGAAGUAUAUAAUAGACAGUAAGAAAAAUACUCCACCACCGGAUGACAUUGAACAAUUUAUGGCUGGGAUUACAACUACCUUGCGAUCUUUUCCGCCAAGAGACAGGGCUAUUGCAAAAGCCAAGAUAUUUGAAAUAGUCUCUCGCAUGGAAAUAGAUAUUCUGAGCAGGCUAUCCACAAGUAAUUCUAUGGUAUCCACACCAUCAUCGUAUAACUCGAACUAUGCAGAAAAUAGUCCUAUGCCAGAUACAAUGCAGGACUUCCCCUAA